GCGCGGCGUCUAGUCUGUCUGACAGUUGACGUCUGCCCGUGAACCGCGAAGGACGUGCGAAUAUAAAUAGAAAAUGGCCACCGACAACCUCACAGCUGUUCUACACAAACCGAAGGAUUUGCGUCUGGAACAAACACCGAUACCUGAAAUCUCCGAUGAUGAGGUCCUCCUUCGCAUGGACUGCGUGGGCAUCUGCGGGUCGGACGUCCACUACUGGCAAAGCGGCGUGUGCGGGGCCUUCGUGCUGCGUGCGCCCAUGAUCAUGGGCCACGAGGCUUCGGGUGUCGUUGCCAAGAUCGGCGCGAAAGUGAAGAACCUCCAAGUGGGCGACCGCGUGGCGAUCGAGCCGGGUGUGCCGUGCCGCUACUGCGAGUUCUGCAAGACGGGCCGCUACCACCUGUGCCCCGACAUGAUGUUCUGCGCCACGCCGCCGGUGCACGGCAACCUCGCUAGAUACUACAAACAUGCCGCUGACUUCUGUUACAAGAUCCCCGAGCAUAUGUCGAUGGAGGAAGCGGCGCUGUUGGAACCGCUAUCAGUGGGCGUGCACGCGUGCCGGCGUGGCGGCGUCACCGCGGGGCACCGCGUGCUCAUCCUGGGGGCGGGGCCCAUCGGGCUAGUUACGCUCCUGGUCGCUAAGGCUAUGGGCGCGAGUGAAGUGCUUAUUACAGACAUCCUCGAAUCACGUCUCGAGAUGGCGAAGAAGCUGGGCGCGGACCACACCAUCCUAGUUGGGCGGGAAGACGAGGCGGCGAUGGUGCGGCGCGUGCACGCCACGCUGGGCGCGCACCCCGACGUGUCCAUCGACGCCAGCGGCGUGCAGCCCACCAUCCGCCUCGCCAUCCUGGCGACGAAGUCCGGUGGUGUUGCGGUGCUGGUGGGCAUGGCGGCGGGAGAGCUGACGCUGCCGCUGGCGACCGCGCUCGCCAGGGAGGUGGAUAUACGGGGCAUCUUCCGAUAUGUCAACGAGUAUCCCAUCGCCCUCUCCAUGGUGGCUAGCGGCCAAGUCAACGUCAAACCGCUGGUCACACACCACUUUACCCUGGAGCAGACGCUAGACGCGUACGAGGUGGCGCGACGCGGCGAGGGUGUCAAAGUCAUGAUACACGUCCAGCCGAGAGACGCUAACAACAAGCUGAAGUUCCAGGCGGAAUGAGGGGGGGACGUUUUUUGGGCUAAUCCGGUCUGGUCUGGUCGGUUGGAUUGGCCGUACAACUGAUGCAAUGAAUUAUUCGGAUUUACUUUAUUUUUAUAUGAGUAAUAUUUAGAUUUUAGGCUGACAGCAACAUUCGGAAUUCCCAGAGUCUAUAGAAUUUUGAAUCUUAAUAACUUUGGACUAAUACAACAGAUUUUAAAAUCUUUAAAAGUAAAUUAACUUUGAGCUCUAUUUUCAGCUCUAAUACAGACAUAAGAGCACAGUUAUAUUUUCAGUACAGUUGCAGUAGUACCUACUAUGAACUUUCAGGAUUCUGAAUAUUAAGAGCCCGGCAUUUUUCUCUUAUUUGGCGUGUUUUAGGCAAGCAUUUAGUUUAUUACGCAAUGGAUUAGAUUGAUUUAUUUUUACUCGUAUAAUGCAAAGUCGGAAUUGACAUUACAGGGAUUUUAUACAGAUAUAGAUUGUAUCUUAUGCCAUAAUCUACGAAUAAUAAAAGCAAUAUUACCCAUAAAGUUAAUAUACCUAGCGGAAUAGAGCAAUAAAGCUAGCGGAAUAAAGCGGAAUAGAGAUUAAAUUGUCAACGUGCGGCACGUGCCGACUGGACGUCAAAAAAA
Molecule: messenger RNA, 1770 nt
Organism: Aricia agestis (brown argus)
Lineage: Eukaryota; Metazoa; Arthropoda; Insecta; Lepidoptera; Lycaenidae
Product: sorbitol dehydrogenase-like
Exons: 8
Coding region: 74-1156 (360 amino acids)
Biological process (GO): D-sorbitol catabolic process
Molecular function (GO): L-iditol 2-dehydrogenase (NAD+) activity; zinc ion binding
Source: RefSeq, a predicted model, not a curated record